AUGUACUAUACAGAUACUACUGUUAAAUCAUCUUGCGAAAUCCUCUUCGUCGUCGUCUCCUCGGAAUCCAUCGCCUCGCAAAUUGUUCUCAGUCGAGGCAAUGCAGGAAGAGUAUCAGGCUCUGCUGAGAAAUCAGACCUAGACAUUGCAUAUGAAAAAGAGUUAAUGGUCGUGGUGCUCGCUAUCCAACAUUGUCGCCCAUAUCUCAUAGGGAACAAGUUCACGGUGUGCACAGAUCAAAAGAGUUUAAAACAAUUAAUGCAGCAACGUCUAACCAUAAUGGAUCAACAAAAUUGGGUGGCUAAGCUUUUGGGAUAUCAAUUUGAUGUAGUUUAUAAACCUGGUCUUGAGAACAAUGGUGCUAAUGCGUUGUCCCGUCAGUUUGAUACUUCCCCAAACAACACCAUGGUAGUCCUUGCUAAUUCAGAUGACAGGUUAACACUUCAUCAUUCUAUGAUUUUCCGUCUUGAAUGGUUAGAUUUCAAGGCUGUCCAUGACGAGGUACAGCAGGAUCCAACUUUACAGGCAAUCAUUUCGGCUUUACAAAAGAGGGAAACCACAAGACCUGGGUUCAAGAGAAAGCUCAACCAACAUCUUCCAUCUUCCAUUGAUACUCAGACCGAGUUUCUCGGCUUUGCAUAUUGCUUUAACAAGAUACACUUCCUGUUUUUCAAUAAUGUAAUCUGCUGCUUUGCUAAGAAUCAAGCCACCAAGAGCCAUACCAGUGAAGACAUAAAACCUGGUCUUGAGAACAAUAGUGCUAAUGCGUUGUCCCGUCAGUUUGAUACUUCCCCAAACAACACCAUGGUGGUCCUUGCUAAUUCAGAUGACAGGUUAACACUUCAUCAUUCUAUGAUUUUCCGUCUUGAAUGGUUAGAUUUCAAGGCUGUCCAUGACGAGGUACAGCAGGAUCCAACUUUACAGGCAAUCAUUUCGGCUUUACAAAAGAGGGAAACCACAAGACCUGGGUUUGCACUACAAAAUGGGGUUCUUUUGUAUUAG
Molecule: messenger RNA, 1002 nt
Organism: Vicia faba (fava bean)
Lineage: Eukaryota; Viridiplantae; Streptophyta; Magnoliopsida; Fabales; Fabaceae
Source: the annotation of a GenBank genome assembly